AUGUGUUUUAAGGUGCAACAGAACCUUCUGGAGCUCCUGGUUCUGGACUGCAGUCCUGUAAGGCAGGGGAAGAUCACAGCAGACACCUCUCUGGUUCUGACAGAGUGCUGGGACGCUGUGGACCCUCCUGGCCGUUCUUUGCCCCCCAGGCCCCCCCGUCUGUGUGUUUCAGACUUUGCUCACUAUGCAGACAGCCUGGCCGGGUCUCGGUCUCUCCUUGACAGCCGGAGGUGUCUCGGUUCUGGGCUGCCUGACGUCUUGCAGGCGUUGGAGUGCAGGUUGGACGUAUCCGUGGUGGACACUCAACGAUGGUCCAGGGUCAAAGGCCCGCAAGGAGAGCUUGUGGACUCAGACGGCUGCGUGUUCAUGAGCAAACAGCUGCUUCUGAGGCUGGGUCUGUUCAACCACGAGUGGGUGAGGUUGUCUCGGUCUGCUGGGAGCUACAGAGGACCGGAGGAAGAGGUCGAUGUCAGGGUUCGCCCCUGCAGAGAGCGCCUGGUCUCUGCAGUCGUGGUGGAUCUAACACCAAGUCCAGAACGGGAGAUCCACGAGGACGUGGGCUUCAUCUCAGCCACUCUGUGGUUCAACCUGACGGAAGGAGAAGCAGUUCCCUGGAAGAACUCUGCGCUGAGGAUGAAGAGACUGAAACCAGCUCCUCCAGAUCUCAACCAGAACUCCUCCAGCUUCUGCCGCUCAGCUUCUCUGCCGUUCGCCAAUGAGCUUCACAUCCAGCCGGUCCUCUCCCCGCAGGGCGGCCACCUCAGCUGCGCUGACAACCUGCUGGCUGAGCACUUCAGCACGCCACGAGUGGUUUCACUGGGAGACAUCCUGACGGUUCCUGCUAAGAACCACCCAGACCUGCUGGAAAACAACGCUGACGGGAUCCACAGGUGUCCGGUGCUCUACUUUAAAGUGCAGAAGCUGCUUCAGUCUGGUGCAGAACGAGGAGGAGGAGGAGCGUUUCUGGCUGAUAAAACUCACACCUCUCUCUACAUGGGAGCGUCCACCAACAGCCGGGUUCCCCCCUGCUGCGUGGAGGCAGAACCUCUGUGGAGCAGCCUGUCUCCUCCAGGCCUCAACAAGACCGUGGACGUCCUCAUCCGCCUCAUCCUGCCUCACCUGGAGCACAGGGACUCUCUGUCCAGCUGCACCGUCCUCCUCCACGGUCCUGCAGGCAGCGGGAAGGUGACGGCGGUCCGAGCGGCGGGACGCAGGUUGAACCUCCACCUGUUGAAGGUGGAUUGUGUCACCGUGUGCGCAGACACUCCCGCCGCCGUUGAGGCAAAGCUGAAGUCGGCGUUCCAGCGAGCCGAAGCCCUGCAGCCCUGCGUCCUGCUGCUCAGAAACCUGCAGCUCCUGCUCAGAGCUGGAGGUGCAGCUGAGGAUGACGGCAGGGUGCAGGCGGCUCUGUGUCAGCUGCUCAGCAGCGCCCCCGCCAGUGUGGUCGUCGUGGCCACGGUGUGCAGAGCUCGCCAUCUCUCCUCUGGUGUCAUGGGGGCGUUCGUCCACCAGGUGGAGAUGGAGAGCCCUGCAGAGGAGCAGCGGCUCUCCAUGUUGGUCAGUCUGAGUCGAGAACUUCCACUGGGGAGAGACGUGGACCUGCAGAGGCUUUCCAAACUAACCGCAGGCUAUUUGCUGGGAGAUCUGAGCGCUCUGCUGACCGAAGCUGGAAGGGCCGCCUGCAGAAGGCUGAUCCACGCCUGGUGUAAAAAGCAGAACAUGAAUCUCGGUUAUUUUACAGCAACCAUUACACCCUGUGGUUUCCAUCCUGGCUCCCAGUAAAAAAAUCUAACCUGGUUCAUUCUUAAUAAGCAGAUCCCUAACGUCCGCUGGGAGGAUGUUGGCGGUUUGGAGCAGGUGAAGAAGGAGGUCCUGGACACCGUGCAGCUUCCUCUGCAGCGUCCUGAGCUCCUGUCUCUGGGCCUAAACCGGACCGGAGUCCUGCUGUAUGGCCCACCGGGGACAGGGAAGACUCUGCUGGCCAAAGCUGUGGCCACAGAGUGCUCCAUGACCUUCCUCAGCGUCAAAGGUCCAGAGCUCAUCAACAUGUAUGUGGGUCAGAGCGAAGAGAACAUCAGAGAAGCUCCGUCUACCUGCAGGUUUGACAAACUGGUCUAUGUUGGGAUCAAUGAGGACCGAGUGUCCAAGCUGAAGGUUCUCAAAGCCAUCCUCAGAAAGUUCCAGUUGGAGCCUUCUGUGAACCUUCAGGACAUCGUGGAUCACUGCCCCGCUGUCGUGACCGGAGCUGAUCUGUACGCUCUCUGCUCAGACGCCAUGACAGCUGCCAUCAAGAGGAAGAUCCAUCUGAUCGAAGAUGGUCUGGAUUCGGAGGACUCUCCCAUUUUCCUCUCUGAGGAGGAUUUCUCAGUUGCUCUGAAUAACUUCAAGCCUUCUGUGUCUGAGAAGGAGCUGCUGCGAUACCAGAACAUUCACCAGGAGCUCUCUGGAAAGUAAAAACCCUCUGUGAGGCCUUUUUUUUUUUUUUUUAACUGAUGUCUGAGAAUCCUAAUGAAUAACUGUAAAAAGCAACAAAAUGUAAAUGACAUGAAAAAGGUUAAUUUAUAAAGAAACAAACGGAAAUAAAAGAGUGGAGCUCUUUAAACAGAGAGUGGGUGUCUGUUUUUUUUCUUUUUUUUCUUGGAUUUUUAAAAAAGUGCGCUGUUCAGAUCUCGUUCUGUGUGAAACGUUAAGAAAUUUACAAGAUUUCUGAAAAUUGUUGAGCUGAAAUUUCAAACUACAUACAAAAUAAAUAUAAAGAGUCUGAUUGGUUCCUACAGAGGAAAUAGGUCAGGUAGGAAACUUUUCUUGUACUCCUUGAAGUUGAAGCGUUUUAUCAAUCACCUGCAGUCGGAUCACUGGGAAUCUGGACCAGCUGGAAAAACACCGGUGGACUUCCCUACACGUUGACAAUCCACAUUGGUAUUAAUUGACCCAGUUU
Messenger RNA from Cyprinodon variegatus (sheepshead minnow), 2938 nucleotides. It is a transcript of the gene pex6, whose product is annotated as peroxisomal biogenesis factor 6. Gene Ontology annotation, molecular function: ATP hydrolysis activity; ATP binding. The record is from RefSeq and is a predicted model, not a curated record. Gene Ontology annotation, biological process: protein import into peroxisome matrix. Gene Ontology annotation, cellular component: cytosol; peroxisomal membrane. Lineage: Eukaryota; Metazoa; Chordata; Actinopteri; Cyprinodontiformes; Cyprinodontidae. The transcript has 15 exons.